This is a messenger RNA of Onychostruthus taczanowskii (white-rumped snowfinch), 1737 nucleotides long. RefSeq names its product CCCTC-binding factor like (gene CTCFL). The record is from RefSeq and is a predicted model, not a curated record. Gene Ontology annotation, molecular function: RNA polymerase II cis-regulatory region sequence-specific DNA binding; DNA-binding transcription factor activity. Gene Ontology annotation, biological process: regulation of transcription by RNA polymerase II. NCBI's taxonomy places the organism in Eukaryota, Metazoa, Chordata, Aves, Passeriformes, Passeridae. The transcript is spliced from 10 exons. Bases 1 to 1737 code for a protein of 578 amino acids.
AUGCCGGGGUGCGCGGCAGGCGCUGAGCCCCUUCCCUGCCGCCUCCCCUCGAGGGGCAGCCCGGGCCCCGGCCCAGCAGCCCGGAGGGACCCAGCUCCCCGCGGGGGAACCGCCCGCAGCGGCCGAGAGGGGCCUGUGGCCGGGGGAAGCCGGGCGAGGAGCAGGGCUGGGGCUGGUCCUGAACGCCUGUGGUUUGCCUUCGUGUUAAACCUCGAACAGGAUCGCUCCGCAGCGUGCGGGGCUUUGGGCUGCAGCGGAAAGGUUGGCGAGGCCGGGCUCACCCGAGCGCAGGAGAGGAGCGGCCCGGGGGGCGCAGUGCGAGCGGGACACGCGUCCGCCAGAGCGGCCCUGUGUCCGAGGAGGGCCGCGGUGCCCCCGGGCAUGGCCCUGACCCCGCGGGACGGCAUCCGCGUGUUCCAUGACUUGGAGCUGGCGCGGAUCCAUAUCAUGCAAGAAGAAGGGCAAGGAAAGAGUGCGGGAAGCAAGGCGACAGAGAAACCAGCAGACACACUCCUGAUGGAGGUACAAAUUAGGCAUAUGUUGUUCCCUCAACUGAGCCCAUCUGAAGAGGGGGAAGGAAAGGAAGUUUUUUCCACUGUUGGGGAAGCAAAGAGUCAGAGCUGCAAAGGGGGUGAUGAUUUGUCUGACUUAUUCAAUGGAAGUAAAGAGCAGGAAUAUCCAACUGCAUCAGAACAAACAGCUGUAAGAAAUCUCAAGAAUCUAAAAUUUGAGGCUUGUGCUCCACAUCAGGAUAAAGGAGAAAAAGAAUUCAACUGUUUUUUCUGCCCAUUCACCUCAGCCAAGCUGUCGAGUCUCAGGCGUCAUUUGAAAAUCCAUUCGGAUGAGAAACGUCACGUGUGUCACCUCUGCCCGAAGGCCUUCCGCACAGCAGCUCUGCUGCACAACCAUGUGAACACACAUACAGGGAACAAACCCCAUAAAUGCAGUGAGUGUGACACAGCCUUUGUGACUCGGGGGGAGCUUGCACGACACAGGAGGUACAAGCACACUUUGGAGAAGCCUUUCAAGUGCACAAUAUGUGACUACUCCAGUGUAGAAGCCAGCAAGAUGAGACGCCACGUGCGCUCGCACACCGGAGAGCGGCCCUACCCCUGUCACCUGUGCAGCUAUGCCAGCAAAGAUGCCUGCAAACUGAAAAGGCACAUGUUAACUCACACAGGUGAAAAACGCUAUGAAUGUUACGUUUGCCAAGCCAGAUUCACUCAGAGUGGUACCAUGAAAAUCCAUGUGUUACAGAAACAUGGAGAAAAUGUGCCAAAACACCAAUGUCCACAUUGUAGUACUUUCCUUUCCCGAAAAAGUGACUUGGGUGUCCACCUGAGGAAUCUGCAUUCCUACAUGGAAGAGGCAGUGAAGUGCAGGGACUGUGAGGCAGCUUUCCACGAGCGCUACGCCUUCCUUCAGCACAGGAAGACUCACAGGAGAGAGAAAAGCUUCAGGUGUGCCCAGGUGUGCACAUGUAACCAGAGUAAUAUGUGUAAGCGUGCUGAAAACUGUGGAUUGGUGAAGGCAAAAACUGCUGCACCCAGAAAAGGAAUCAAAGGCAAAAAUAAAAUCCAUGAGAAUCCAAAGUGUUCUAAGCCAGAAGUUGGCCUGAAAUUCUUCCCAGGUGACUCUACUGCGAAAAAUGAACGUUGUGCCAGUGAGAUUGUUCCUGUUUCAGAUGGGGCAGAAACAACAACUCCAGGGGAGCACAGAGCAGAAGCAACUCAUUAA